Messenger RNA from Ilex paraguariensis (yerba mate), 1670 nucleotides. Lineage: Eukaryota; Viridiplantae; Streptophyta; Magnoliopsida; Aquifoliales; Aquifoliaceae. The record is from the annotation of a GenBank genome assembly.
AAGACAUGCAGGGGAUAUUUGUCCGAACUGAGAAGCUCAGUAUGGUUAGAGAGAGCUAUCAUAUUCGCAUUCACGUUCACGUUCAGAUUUGGCAAAUGUGAAUUUUACCAGAAAAUUUGCCUGAAAAUUCACAAAUUCAAAUUCAUUGCUGGGUUUUCAACGAUUGUUAUCGGAAUCCGUUGUCAUAGUUUUCUGUUUAUCAAUUCAAGUGAGAAUUUUUGGUAGAAAUGCAAGAUAUACAUUCGAUCGGAGGAGAAGGAGGCGGAGGCCGGUUGUUCGGUGACCGGAGGCUGAGGCCGAACCACCACCAGAACCACCAGGCUUUGAAGUGUCCUCGUUGCGACUCUCUCAACACCAAGUUCUGCUACUACAACAACUACAACCUAUCUCAGCCGCGGCACUUCUGCAAGAGCUGCCGGAGGUAUUGGACCAAAGGCGGUGUUCUCCGGAACGUCCCAGUCGGCGGCGGUUGCCGGAAAACCAAACGAUCCAAGCCAAAAUCCUCCGAUAAUGCCCCGCGGGAACGAAAAUGCAACUCUCAUUCCAGUAGUGAGAGUUCAAGCCUCACCGCCACCACCACGGCCGCGAAAACCACCAGCACCCCGGCAGCCACCGCCACGACCGAAGCGGUUUCGGCUAAUUCUUCGAACUCGCCUUCGACUUUACUCAACUUUUCCGACUCCACCAGGUUCUUCAAUUUUCAGGCUAUAAACCCCCCUAGCUUUGAUCAGCCGUUGAUUGAUCAGUCAUCAGACGGCGGGAUGUUCCCGGAGAUGGGAAGCUUCACGAGUCUGAUGACGUCAUCCAACGAUCCGUCUUGCCUAGGGUUCAACAUCGCCGACAUUUCCUCUUACCGUUUGCAAGAAAACCACCACGACGCUGUGGUUCAGAAUCAUGGCCCGAAUCAGCUGUGGCAAAAUCCACAGCAGAAGAUGAUGGGGGCCACCACUGUGGGCGAGGAGUUGAAGAUGCAAGAAGAGGUCACUGCUGGGUUUUUAGAUCAGACGGCUGAAAUUGAGUUCUCCGGGUUGCAGAACAGGGCAUGUAAUGGCGGACUGGCGGCACCGGAUUGGCAUGGCGGAGUAGAUCAAGGUUUGUUUGAUCUCAGCGGAGGCGUUGAUCAAGCUUACUGGAGUCAAACCCAGUGGGGUGAAAACGAUCAUUCUCUCAAUUACCUCCCGUAAUUUUCAUAUAUUUCAACAUUUGACUCUCAAAUCUUCAAGCAAAUAUGGAAAAAAAAAAAAGAAAAGAAAAAAACCGAGAGAGAGAGAGAGAGAGACACAAGUAUGCAUAUGAAUGACUGUUUGUUUCUCUAUGUACAUUUCUUUGAUAUUUUUGUGUCUUUUCUUUUCCUUGGGGUGGAUUUUGGAAAGUGUUUGCCUUCAAUUUACUGCUUCUGUGGAACUAACUUUGAUGUUAGUUUUUUUCCCCCUUUUUUGGUUGACAUUUUGGGUUUUUGUUUCUAGUGGAUUUGGAAUUAAGUUGAUCAUAUAUAGAGAAAAUUAUAGUAUUUUUUUUUCACUUGUUCAUGUCCUUAAUUACUUGUUUAUUGUUGAGAAUCGCAUACAAAUGCCAAACACUUAUAUAUUUGUGUUCAUGUUGAGAAAACAGUAACCCUUAUAUGCCCAACCUCACUUAACAGUUUCUUGCAUUUGGGUAAUUAUUGACCU